AUGCCUGAACUAUACAAAGGAAUCUGUAAACUCGUAUCAAAGGAAUUUGACGAAUACAUGAAGUCUGAAUGUAUGUUGGAAGCGCGAAAUCCGGACGAACUCGCUGGUUUCUCAAACAAACUGUUCAUGGAAGAGGUGAGAAUUUUCUGUCCCGUCUGGUUUCAUUGCGCUCUAGGUGCUAGUGGUGUAUCACAAGAUGCCUUAAAAGUGUGCGGCCCAGAAGUCAACUCUCUAGGUUUAGCGACAGCAACGAUAGCCCGCGUAAGAAACGCCAAAGCGUCUGCAGCGCAUUACCGAAUUUCGACUAUAUUAUUUCACAGUGGUGUUAAACACGACGACUUGACACGUUUGAAUCGCUUGGGACUAUGCAUGUCUCCAGAUUCCAUUGUCACCAUGCAGAAGAAAAUGAACGAACAAUUGGAGGGUAAAUUACAACUUUGGAAGGAGCAAAUCGUGGAGAAUCGCAGCGCUCUUAUGUUAGCCCGAGAAGUUCUCCAGAAGCAAAUCGCCACACCACUUGAUGUUAGCGAGCAAACUCUUCGAUUGUACGAAUUCUAUUCAGCUACUGGGUACAAAGCACUGAAAGCUAUGCUGGUUGUAGAAAAGGAGAGAGCAGGGAGAGAUGUUUACACCACCGACUGCCUACAAGCAGUUGUUGGAACUCUCGCAACAUAUCCAUUCUUUCUCUUACUUUUCAGAUUGGUUGGUGACAACAUUGACUAUGAAAUUCAAGCGCGGGUGCAAUCACAACAGCACAAGAACCGGUCCAUCCACUGGACACAUCAAUUUGCUGUUCUUGACAGAGUGCAAGAUCCAAACCUGGACUCUCAACGGAGUCAGAAAAAAGUAGGAGACAUUCAGCUGGCAGAGAUAUUACCAGACCGAAUUGUCCAGACACGCCUUGUGAGAAAUUGGGCAGUUAUUGUCAGCCGAGUAAUUACAAAGUACUUACCUCCAUUCCAAUCCUUCCAAGAUGUGGUUGUGAGACACAUUCCUCACAAGUACAGUAAAGAGAUGUCUCAACAGUCUGACUCUUGCUUUCUAGGAAUGCAAUUUUUGAAUCCAAAUGUAGCAGGAGACAUGGCCCAACUCCUCCAGCACAACCAAGAGAAGUAUGUACCCUGUUUAAUCAAUGAAAACAAGAAAAAAAUUCUUGCACAGAUACCCCUCCACGGUGAUCAGCUAUUUGAAGAGCGAGCAAGAAAUGUCAUAUGGACUUACAGGGAUGGAAUUGAUGGCUAUGAGAGACUUGAGGGAAUCAAUACAGAGUUUGCAGACUGGCAUGCCAAAUUCACAUUGUAUAAGACAGAGUUUAAGAUGUUUGUCAAUCAUUCAUCUGCUGCUGAGGUGGGUACUUCCAUGGUAAGCAUCAACAGGACAGGGAAGACGAAUGCUUCUAAAGGUGUGGAAAACCACUACAAUGAAUAUAGUGAAUUUCAUGCAAGAGAGACCGAGGCACACAUAUGUGCUUCAUUCAUGGAGAUGACAGGCAUGAACAAAAUCACAGGUAAUCCAGAAAUACUAUUGUUUCCUCAGAAAAUCAGGCCGGGCUAGAGGUCACGAUUCUUGGUGCUGACCAAAAGGAGUGUGGCCUCUGCAGAUGAGAAUUAUAUACACAUAUACAUGGUAUAUGCUUUGUGUUGAGAAGUCUGGAUAUGACUUUUUGCCAAUUGAUGUAAAUUGAUGAAUGGCU
Orbicella faveolata is the source of this 1693-nucleotide messenger RNA. RefSeq lists its product as uncharacterized. NCBI's taxonomy places the organism in Eukaryota, Metazoa, Cnidaria, Anthozoa, Scleractinia, Merulinidae. The record is from RefSeq and is a predicted model, not a curated record.